This is a messenger RNA of Cyphellophora attinorum, 2784 nucleotides long. Its product is annotated as C-1-tetrahydrofolate synthase, mitochondrial. The record is from RefSeq and is a predicted model, not a curated record. Gene Ontology annotation, cellular component: cytosol. Gene Ontology annotation, molecular function: ATP binding; formate-tetrahydrofolate ligase activity; methenyltetrahydrofolate cyclohydrolase activity. The coding region runs from base 1 to 2784 and encodes 927 amino acids. Lineage: Eukaryota; Fungi; Ascomycota; Eurotiomycetes; Chaetothyriales; Cyphellophoraceae. Gene Ontology annotation, biological process: tetrahydrofolate interconversion. The transcript has 2 exons.
AUGACGGCCACCAAGAUCGACGGCACAGCCAUUGCCAAAAGCAUACGAGAGCGACUGCAGCAGGAGAUCAAGGACAAACAGAAGGUCAGCCCCCGCUACAAGCCAUGUCUGAAGAUCAUCCAGGUGGGAGACCGCCCAGAUUCAAGCACAUACGUCCGCAUGAAGUUGAAAGCCGCAGAGGAAGCCAACAUCGACUGCGAACUCGUCCAUCUCCCAACGACCAUCUCAGAACCUGAACUGGUCCAGCAGAUCAACGAUUUCAAUAACGACCCCGCCGUCCAUGGCAUCCUGGUCCAGCUGCCCCUCCCCAAGCACCUCUCUGAGCACACAAUCACUUCCGCUGUGCUCGACGAGAAAGACGUCGAUGGCUUCGGCGGCACAAAUAUCGGCGAGCUCGCGAAACGUGGUGGGAAGCCCUUCUUCGUGCCAUGCACACCUCAAGGAGUCAUGGUCCUGCUCAAAGAGACAGGUGUGGAGCUGAAGGGCAAGAAUGCUGUUGUACUUGGCCGCAGUGAUAUUGUCGGCAGCCCUGUCAGCUUUCUCCUCAAGAACGCCGAUGCCACCGUCACCGUCUGCCAUUCGAAAACGCAGAACAUCAAAGAAAUAGUCAAGGGCGCAGAUAUCGUGGUUGCCGCAAUAGGUCAGCCAGGCUUCGUCAAAGGCGACUGGCUGAAGGAGGGUGCCGUGGUCAUUGAUGUUGGCACAAAUUACAUCCCGGACUCCACAAAGAAGUCAGGUCAACGACUCGUCGGCGAUGUCGACUUUGAGCCUGCCAGCGAGGUUGCCUCUCACAUCACACCUGUCCCUGGCGGCGUCGGUCCCAUGACUGUCGCCAUGCUUAUGCAGAACGUUGUCAACUCAGCCAACGCCUACUUCGAGCGAUUGAAGCAACGUCAGAUCGUCCCAUUGCCUCUCCGGCUCCAAAAGCCUGUCCCGUCAGAUAUUGCUAUCUCACGUGUGCAACAUCCCAAAUACAUCACCCAGAUCGCAAAGGAAGUCGGCAUUGCUCCUCACGAACUCGAGCCAUACGGUGCAUACAAAGCCAAGGUUGAUCUGAAACUUCUACACAGACUUGAUCACCGCAAGAACGGCAAGUACGUGCUUGUUGCGGGCAUCACACCCACGCCUCUCGGUGAAGGCAAGUCCACAACGACAGUCGGAUUGGUGCAAGCUCUUGGUGCUCACCUUGGCAAAGUCGCAUUCGCCAAUGUACGGCAGCCUAGCAUGGGGCCAACCUUCGGCAUCAAAGGUGGUGCCGCAGGCGGCGGCUACAGCCAGGUCAUUCCUAUGGACGAGUUCAAUCUCCAUAUGACAGGCGAUAUCCACGCCAUCACCGCAGCUAACAAUCUCCUCGCAGCUGCCAUCGAAACCCGCAUGUUUCACGAAUCAACACAGAAGGAUGGCCCUCUCUAUCGCCGCCUUGUGCCUGCUAAGAAGGGCAAGCGUGAGUUUGCUCCCGUCAUGCUCCGCCGCUUGAAGAAACUCAACAUCACCAAAACCAAUCCCGAUGACCUGACCGAGGACGAGAUCCACCGGUUUGCCCGACUUGACAUCAACCCCGACACCAUAACCUGGCGCCGCGUUCUCGACGUCAACGACCGUCACCUCCGCGGCAUCACCAUCGGUCAAGCGCCGACCGAAAAAGGCCACACGCGCGAGACCGGCUUCGACAUCGCCGUCGCUAGCGAAUGCCGCAUCGUCAUCGGCUCUUCUCGCUCCGGUGACCCCGUCACCUGCGAUGACAUUGGCGCCGGAGGCGCCCUGACCGCCUUGCUCAAGGAUGCCAUCAAGCCAAACCUCAUGCAGACCCUUGAAGGUACGCCUGUCUUUGUUCACGCAGGCCCCUUCGCCAACAUCUCCAUCGGCAACAGCUCGAUCCUUGCCGAUAAGCUCGCCCUGAAACUCACCGGCACCGAACCAGAUGAAGAUCAUGCGUCCCGCGCCGGCUAUGUCGUCACUGAAGCAGGAUUCGACUUCACCAUGGGCGGUGAGCGCUUCUUCAACAUCAAGUGCCGUGCUUCUGGACUAGUACCAGACGUUGUUGUGAUUGUCGCGACCAUCCGCGCCAUCAAAGUCCACGGCGGCGGGCCCGAGAUCUCUCCUGGCGCGCCGUUGGCGAAAGAAUACCAAACGGAGAACGUCGAUUUGUUGCGCAAAGGCUGCGUCAACUUGGCCAAACACAUUGUCAACGCUAAGUCGUAUGGCGUACCCGUCGUUGUUGCAAUCAACAAGUUCGACAGCGAUACCGACGCUGAAGUGAAGGUCAUCGAGGAGGAAGCCCUCAAGGCAGGAGCUGAAGCGGCCGUCCCGGCAUCGCAUUGGGCUGAUGGUGGCGCUGGGGCGGUGGACCUCGCGAAGGCCGUCAUCUCUGCUUCCACCAACAAGCCAGUCACAGAUUUCAAACUCUUGUAUGGCACGGAAGACGCCGGACCCAACGCGAUUUACAACCGUCUCGAGACCAUCGCGAAAGAAAUGUAUGGCGCUGCGGGCAUCGAGCUAUCAGACCUUGCGGCUCAGAAGAUCGAGACAUACACUCGUCAAGGGUUUGGGAAUCUACCGAUCUGUGUCGCGAAGACACAGUACAGUUUGAGUCAUGACCCGGCGCUGAAGGGUGCGCCGACCGGGUUUACUGUGCCAGUGAGAGACGUGCGGUUGGCGGUGGGUGCAGGUUACCUUUAUGCGCUGGCCGCUGACAUACAGACAAUACCCGGCUUGCCCACGGCGCCAGGCUUCAUGGGCGUGGAUGUUGAUCCGGAAACGGGAGAGAUUGAUGGUCUUUUCUGA